Messenger RNA from Stegostoma tigrinum, 9484 nucleotides. Its product is annotated as leucine rich adaptor protein 1-like. The transcript is spliced from 3 exons. The record is from RefSeq and is a predicted model, not a curated record. Gene Ontology annotation, biological process: positive regulation of canonical NF-kappaB signal transduction. The coding region runs from base 431 to 1024 and encodes 197 amino acids. NCBI's taxonomy places the organism in Eukaryota, Metazoa, Chordata, Chondrichthyes, Orectolobiformes, Stegostomatidae.
UGGUGGCAGAGAGAAAGUCUCAGACACGUCAAGGUCAGCUCGCAUAUCGAGCUGUGUGACAGUUUUCAUCUGUCGGAAUCGACUCCCUGUCGCUUAUUGUGCCUUAAUGCGGAAUGAAUUAAUUCACAAACUUUUGCCAGGUGUCAGAAAGAAGAGAGGUUGCUGUGCUGUCCUGUUUUGAUGUCAACUGUCUUUAACCUAGUGGAAUCGUGUCUUCAGCCGAGUCAAACCAUAUCGAGUUGUCCACUGACCGUGAACCCCGGCAGUUCAAGGAUCUUGAUAUAUAUGAAGUCAUUUAUUCCCAGUCUUUUUAGUGCAAGUUUACUGAGCUCACCGAAUCAAUACUGCGUGGAUUCUGUCUGAAUGUCUGCAAUUUUUUUUGAUAGAUCGGGCGCGUGUAAAUCAUUCAAUUUGUACGAUUAUUGCGAGGAUGGAGGAGUGUGUUGUGCUAGAAUUGAAGGACAUAGAGAACAAGGUGGGACGCAAGGUUCCCGAGAGCCUGCUGCGGUCACUGCGAGAGAAUCAGCAGGGCCUGUACAAGGAAGAGAAAGUCGCUCUUUCAAACACGGGGACACUAAGUAACUGCAGCGCGCUGGAGAGACUGGAGACUAAGAUUCAGAUAUUGAAGCGAGACAUGGCUCGCCUCAGGGCAAUCGAUGUUAAAUUGAUGCAUCAGUUAUUGUCCAUCAACGAAGGUAUUGAAUCGAUUAAGUGGAUGAUGGAGGAGAAAGGCAAUGUGACAAGCAGGGGGAGCAGCUUGACGAGCAGUCUGUAUAGCUUGGCGGAAAGCCAGAGCACUUCACUCCAAGGCAGCUGGAAUAGCCUGCAAGAUGGCAGUGAUGGGCUUGAUGAAAUCUCUGUGGGGAGCUACCUGGACACGCUGGCUGACUUGCCAGGUCACUGCACAUCCUCUGACUUAGAUCCCUUCUCGGACGAAUGUGUAACAGCAGAUUCACUUACCGGUGAAUCUAUCAAUAAGGAAUCCAGAAAUGAUUCUGAUGAUGGAUAUUAUUAUUUUGGAUAAAUUAUGUGAAGAAAGAUUUUUUUGCAUCUACAAACAAAUGGAUGAAAUUAUUGUUCACCCUUUCGUUAUAUAUCACCCUCGUUGGGACAAUGUUUAAUAGCAGUCGAGCUGAUAUCGAUCAUUUCGCACUACUACCCAAACUCAAAUACGCUGCAUAAAGUCCUUGUGACCCUGUUGUCAAGUCCAUUUUGAAAUUUGUAUAUUUGUACAUUCUUCUUCCCUGUCCCCUCUCUUUGAAAAGAGGGAUUAUAUUUGCUACUUACCAGGUCAAUGAAUUUUUUCCUGAAUCUCUGAAAUUUUGGAAAAUUAACUCUGAAGUAUCUACUACCUCAUUAGGCACUUUCUUAAGAACUGAGGAUGAUGUCUCUCUAGUCAAUUUGUACCUCCUUCAGUUCACUCAGUACCCCUUCCCUGGUGAUAGUAAUUUUACAAAGUUCUUAUAGGUUUUCCACCCCUGGUUCAAAGCUCUGCUGGGAUUUCUUUUCUUUUUGCAAUCUUUACUGUGAGGUCAGAACCGAAACAGUUGCUCAUUCUGCCAUUUUAUUAUUAAUUAAUUUCCCAUUCACACUCUCUCGAGGUCCAACAGUGACGUUAUCUGCACUCUUCCAUUUUAAAUUACCUGUGGAACCUCCCUCCUUUAUCCAUUUUUACAUUUUUUAGCUAGUUUCCUUCCAUAUUCUAACUUCUCCUCCCCCCCCCCCACCCCCCCGAUUUAAUCCACAAGUCAUUAUUGGCAGUUAUUUUAUAAUCUGUACAACGAUCUCAUUGCUCAUCAUUGUGCAAUUAUGCACGUUUUUGACAAGUAUUAUGCUUCCCUUCACUUAUUUAGUUAACUACAGAUAGUCGAUCCUCUGGAUUUUUACUUUAUAAAAGGAAUAUACUUACGAGGAGUAUUCAAAAAUAACCGUUUAAUUAUGUGCAACUAUUUCUCUAUUGAUCUAUCUCCUGACCUAAUAUGCCUGUUUGCUUCAACUAGCUCAGUUUUCAUUUCCAAAUAGUUGUCCUUAUCUAAAUUUAAAGUACUAAUCUGAGACCCAUUCUUUUCUUAUUUUUUAAUCUGGGUGUAAAAUUCAGUAACAUUGUGAUUCCAAAGUUUGGUUAAACCGAAUUUUGAAUAAAGGUUUUGGGCAUGUGAUGCAGGACGUAACUCGUCAACAGGAGAUAAAACUGGAACAGUUUAGCCGAUACUCGUGAUAAUGAGGUGUACAAAAUUUAAAGGGGAAUACAUCAGAUGAAUGUGUGUAGUCCUUUUCCCAGGGAUGGAGAAUUGAAAACUAGAAAGCAUAGGUUUAAGGUGAGGGGGAAAAAUUUAAGAAGGACUUGAACAAGGUCUUCAUGCAGAGAGUGGUGCGUAUAUGGAAUGGGCUUCCAGUGACAGUGAUUGAGGCAAAUACACUAGCAACACUUAAAAAAACACUUGGAUAGGUACAUGGAUGGAAAACAUUUAAAUGGAUAUGGACCAAAUAUGAGCAAUUAGAACAGGCUGAGUUGAUGGCAUGGACCAGUGUGGGCUGAAGGGCCUGUUUCCAUGCUGCCUUACUCUAUGAUUCUAUGCCUUUUCCCUGAGAUAAUUAAUCAAUCCUGUCACAUUAUACAAUACCAAAUCUGUUAUAAUCUACUGACUGUUCUGGAACUGAACAUAAUGAUCUAAGAACCUCUCAAUCAUUCUGUGAACAUCUCAUUCAGCCUACCAUUGCCAGUCUGAUUUUUCCAGUUCAUAUGUACAUUAAAUUCACCAAUGAUCAUUGCUGUAAUAAACACAUUUUAAGCUCAGUUAAUAGAAUUGCACUAGCUUGCCACUAUUGAAUACAUCAAGAACUAGUUUUCAUUGGUAAGUAAAGAGCAAGAAUUACAUCUGUUAAACUGUUUUAUUGUGCUGGCCCAUGGGGGUAGUUUUACGUUUGCAGUUAUAGAACAUAGAACAAUACAGCACAGAACAGGCCCUUCGGCCCUUGAUGUUGUGCCAACCUGUGAAGUAAAAAAUAUUCUCAGAAUAAAGGGGUGCAAAAAGAAAUCAAGCAAAAAAUUUGCAUUGCAUAAUUUCGAAUUUUGAGUGCAGUUUGCCAUAUGUGGCCAGAAGAAGCAACUCUUAAACUAUUAAUUUAAAUUUGCAGUGAAACUUUCCUUUAUGUCCGUGCAAGGUAAGCAAAAAAAACUGUGCAAUAGCAAAUAGGCCCAUCCGCUGGUCUUGUUUAUUAUAAAUUUGCAACAACAAAAUGGAAGGGUCUUUUAUGAUGUCUCAAUGCACAACUGAAUGACAGUGUAGGUCACUUAUGAACUCAAUUAAAUUCAAACUUUAUCAACAAAGUAAUAAAUUACCUGUAUUUUCACAAGUGUGACAGGCUUUUUAAAUUAUACUUGAAACCAUUUCAAAGUGUUUCAGUGUUAUAGUCAUGUGCUAAUACUAGAGAUAUUAUCUAUCUGUUUGAGUUGAGACAGUCAAGGGCACUCUUUAUAAAGGUAUAAACCAUGCGAGUGUACAAGUCCUGCAUUUGUACCCUGAAUUAAAAAUGCCAUAAAAAUGAGUCACGUUUAAUGUCCAAUGACUCUGAGAAAUGUGAUUUUUGACGGUCUGUCGCCAGAUUGUUGGAGAUGCAACACAGGAAUAGGCUGUUCAGCUCCUCAAUCCUGUUUGCCAUUGAAUUAGAUCAUGGCUGAUCAGUGGACUAAUUUCAUAUGACUGCCUUUAGCCUAUAUUCCUUAAUACCGGUGCUUGACAGUACUUUCUCAUAAUUUAAAUUAACAAUUGAUGCAGGAAAAACUGCUAAUUAUAACAUUCCUGCUAAAAGGUCUGCCCUAAUUUUUAGAGAAUGCCCACUACUUCUAGAAUUCCCAAUAGUUUGAGAUAGUUAGAAAUAGUUUGAGUAUCCACCUUAUCGUUUCCUGACACUAAUUUGAAGACUUCAGUCAGAUUAUCCCUAACCUUCUAAGUUCUAGAGAAAACAGGCCUAAUUUGUCUAAUCUCUUAUCGUAACUUAGCCCUUGAAGACCAGAUAUCAUUCUUGUAAACCUGCAUUAUCCUUCCUUCAAGGCCAAUAUGUCCUUCCUAAGAUAUGGUAUCGAGAUCCAAGUGACUUGCUCACAGUACACCAAGGGGGGGUCCAAACAGGAUUUUGUAUAGUUUCAGCAUAACUAAUGCAUCCUUGUACACCAGACUUCUAAAUGUAAAGACCAGCAUUCCAUUAGUUUUCUUGAUUAUUUUGUACACCUGUUUGUGGCAUUUUAACAAUCUAUGCACCUGAAUCCUAAGAUUUGUUUGGACACCCUGUGUAUUUAACAUCAUACCAUCUAGAAAGUACCCUAAUGAAUCCUUCUUAAGUCCAAAAAUGGAUAACCUCACGCUUGCGUAGAAAUCCAUCUGCUACAGUGUUGCCCACUCCCUUAAUUUAUCAAUUUUCCAAUUUUAUGCUGCCAUCUACACUGUCUGCAAUGCCCACUAGAAUUUGGAACUAUGAACAUGGAACAUAGAACAUAGAACAGUACAGCACAGAACAGGCCCUUCAGCCCACAAUGUUGUGCUGACCAUUGGUCCGCAUGUAUGCACCCUCAAAUUUCUGUGACCAUAUACAUGUCCAGCAGUCUCUUAAAUGACCCCAAUGACCUUGCUUCCACAACUGCUGCUGGCAACGCAUUCCAUGCUCUCUCAACUCUCUGUGUAAAGAACCCGCCUCUGACAUCCCCUCUAUACUUUCCUCCAACCAGCUUAAAACUAUGACCCCUCGUGCUAGCCAUUUCUGCCCUGGGAAAUAGUCUCUGGCUAUCAACUCUAUCUAUGCCUCUCAUUAUCUUGUAUACCUCAAUUAGGUCCCCUCUCCUCCUCCUUUUCUCCAAUGAAAAGAGACCGAGCUCAGGCAACCUCUCUUCAUAAGAUAAGCCCUCCAGCCCAGGCAGCAUCCUGGUAAACCUCCUCUGAACCCUCUCCAAAGCAUCCACAUCUUUCCUAUAAUAGGAAUAUUUCCUAUGUAUUAAAGUUUACAGCCAAUCUGCAAAUUACAUCAUUUAAUUAAAAACUACAUGGUUGCAUUGGCAUCAGGAAGGUAAACAUAUUUAUUAUGUGUUAAAUUACUCUAAAAAUGUAGUAUAGUCGGCUCUGCUAUAAUGCAUAUUCCAGCAACGUGAAUUGGCUAUAACACAACUGAUGAAUAGGAGAAUGCUGUUUCUAAAAAGUGAAUUUGUAUUGGAAGUAACGCAAUCCUACCACUGCGCGGAGGAGUAUGCGUUGACAUCACGAUUGUUUGCAGGCUUUGUAAUGUUAGAAAGGCAAAGGAAUCUCCAUGCUGGCUUAAGCCUAUAGUAGUGUAUAAGUCUACGAACCCGCGAGCCUUGAAAGACUACCUUAAAUCUCCUCUAGGUGUCUAUUUUAGGACAUGCAAAAGAGGUUCGAUAACAGGACAAUUUUUUUCUGACCUUAUUGAUGUUUUGGAAGAUACUUUUAGGAAGUAUUACUGGACGAAAAAUCGGAUUUCAAGAUUCUCCUCAUCUUGGAAUAAUAAUGCCAAGCCAUCCUCCCACCAUUGAUGAGCUUUCUGAAAACAGAGUGGUAUUUCCAUCCCUUAACACAAUCUCUCUCCUUUAACCCAUUCACCAAAGUGCAAUAGCAGCUUUUAAAGCUUAUUAUUUAAGGCACACUUUUUUAAGAGUCUGAUUGCAUCCACUGAGGAGGAUAAGAACUUUUUUUUUCAGUUUUUUGUAAGAGCUUUAACAUCAAGAAUGCAAUUGAUGUUAUCGUGGAGGCCUGGGGUGAUGUCAGUAAGGACUGUUUGCCUGCAGUUUGGCAGAAGCUUCCUCCAGAUUUUUUUUUCAAGAUUUUAAAGGCUUUAACCUGUCAGAGGAGCUCCCAAGAAUCAAAGAACAUUGUGUUGAUCUUGCAAAGUGAGUUAGAUUUGAAGAAGUGGAGAGUGAGGAUGUUGAAAAAUUGCUUGAAUCCCACUGAGAUGGCCUCUCUACAGCUUAUCUACAACAACUUUGUCACUGAGCGGUAAGUGGAAGCUGGAGAUGAAGAAGUUGUAGUCCAGGAUGCAGCAUCCCAAAAGCUUUCCACUUCUAUUUCAUCUUCUGUCUUGAGGGAAAUUGAGAAGUUGCAGCUCUUAGAGGACAAUGACUGCAAUGCCGAAAGCAGCAGGGUAGCAGUUCAUGGAAUAAGAUCUUAUUUGGCAUCCCAUGAACAGCUUCUUUAUGAAAGAAGAGAAAGAGCAAAGCAGCAAAAACUGGAUUUUUUUUUUAAGGCAACCCCCAAGAAACAGUCAGAAGACAUUGAACCGUGCCUGCCCACUUCUGGAUUAACAAUUUUUCACUGUGACCCUGCAAGCACAACUGUACCUGAAGGUGACGAUAAUGAUAACCGUGACCCUCAACCCCUGCAUUAACAACACAGCAACCUCAAAAUCUCCUCUCCCAUCAAGUCAUCUUUACAUUUUUUUAAAGAAAGAAAAGUCCCCACAGCAGAACAGAAAGAGUCAAGGUAUAAGUGGACUGACUAACAUUUGGUUUGUCAAUUCUUAUGUGUAAAGCGUACUGACUCUGUCCAUUUCAAAGAGCUGACUGAUUGUGCCCAAGCCCCUGGACUGGCAUCGAAGUCUACCCUUGACUUACUGUGCAGGAUCCCUGAUUUCUUCCUUGAUUUGACUGAAGCUUGCUAACAACCAUGACAAGCUUUGAGGCUUUGUAAUCUGUCAGGAUGAGUGGAACUACUAGGUUGAGUUAAAAUUAGUAAUUUUUUAGGAUUUAAUUGCUCUCAGCAAAAUAUUGUUUACAUUUCUAUGGGGUCUUCAUCUUCAUCUUCAGCAAUUUAGAUCUUAAGCCUGAAAACAAAGAGCUCUGAACUGAAACCAGUUUAGCUAAAUAUUCCACUUUUAGGUGGGACCAGGAGUAAUCUCUGUCUUGAUCACUCUAUGACUGCACAAAUUCAAAAAUAGAGAAUUCUGCUGGUCCUGUGGUGUUGAUGCAUGGAUUCUGGAGCAGAUAGGCAGCGUACCUUUUACUACAGUUAGAUUAUAUCAAUACAUAUGAAUUUUCCAGUAUAAAUGUCCUCAUUAUUACCUCAAUGGUGGCAGUUUAUGAAAAGGUAAGGAACAAUGAGACCUUAGUGUCAUGGUGAAACAGUCGCUGAAGUUUGGUAUAUUGGUACAGCAGGUGAUGAGGAAAGCUAGUGACAUGCUGGCAUUAACAGUGAGUAUAGGAGUAGGGAUGUCUUUCUGCAGUUAUACAGGGCCUUGUUGAGGCCUUAUCUUGGGUAUUGUGUGCAGUUUUGGCCUCCUAGUCUGAGGAAGGACAUUCUUGCUACUCAGGGAGUCCAGCAAAGAUUUAGCAGACUGGAUCAAUUUGGCUUGCACUCGAUGGAAUUUAGAAAAACCAGGGGGUAGCUCAUAGAAACAUAAAAUUCCGAGGUGACAGGACAGGCUAGAUGCAGGAAGAAUGUUCCAGAUGUUUGGUAAGUGCAGACUUAAGGUCACAGUCUAAGAAUAAGAGGUAAGCCAAACAGGACUGAGAUGAGGAAGAAUUUCUUCACUCAGAGAAUUGUGAACCUGUGGAGCUCUCUACCACAGAAAGCUGUUGGGGCCAGUUUGUUAGAUAUAUUCAAGAGGAAAAUGAACUUGGCCCUUUCAGCUAAAGGGAUCAAUGGGUAUUAAGAGAAAGCAGGAGUGGGAUACUGAAAUUGCAUGAUCAUCCAUGAUCAUAUUGACUGAUGAUGCAGACUUGAAGGGCCAAUGGCCUAUUCCUGCACUUAUUUUUCUAUGUGUCUAUUUCACAUCACAAUGUAAUUGAGUCAGUGCAGUGUUUGGUAGUCAAGCAGCCAUAGUCCAUACUACAAUUCCAAAAAUUAGCUGUAAUAUCAGACAGCUUAGAACCAAGAUGACAGGCAGGAUUUUAUAGAGAACAGAGAACCAUUGGCUACAAUGACAUCUGUGGAAGAAUUGGCUAACAAGUGCAUCAAGGGUCAUCUCAAAAUUGAAAACAUCUUGCUCCAUCUUUCUUGCUUUUCAUAAGCGGUGUGGCAAGAUUAUCUUAAGGUCGUUGGAGUACGCCAACUAGACUUGAGAGGCGGAAAAAGAUUCCCAUAGGCAAGAAAACAAAAUGGUAGACCAAUUUGGAGCCAUGGGACCAUUUGAUGAAGAGACAGAAAGUUGGAUACACCACAGUGAACAUUUUGAUACACAUUUAAAGGCAAAUAAGGUGUUUGAAAACAUAAUAGUACCAGUUUUCUUGAUUAACAUCAGAAGCAACCAGAGAAAUCCUCUGAGAAGAUAUUACAAGAGUUAUGCAAAUUGUUGGGAAAUUACUUUGAAACAAAGCCAAUAAUCAUUUUGGGAUGUUUCCAUUCUUAUGGAAGGGUACAGCCCAAAGGCAACUUUUGAAAUUGCUGCCUUGAUGGAGCUGGCCACCAGUGAAAUAACACAGUUGAGUGAUGAUGCUCGGGCACAUAAAAUAGCAGAAACAUGGCAAAGCAGACUACUAACUGUAAAAUUCCAUUGAUGGGGCAAGUGUAGCCACAGGGAAUCAACAAGUUGGCCCCAAGAAACAUUGUGCUGCAGGUACCAGCAGGUGGACCAUAUUACUUGAAAUUUCUAAGUACAAUUUAAGGAAGAGAAGUGGUAUCGAAAGGACACAAUUCAGAGGACAAGGCAUAAGGUAUAUGUCUCCAGUGAGGGAGUAGACAGGGAGCCAAUGGUGUCUACAGGAGAAGCAGCAAGCCCAGUGAGCAGAGUUUUGGUUAAACACCCAGCUCGAGUGAAGCUGAUCAUUUCUGGGUUCUUUGAAAGGCAAGGGUUUAAUAUAAUCUGCUUCAAUAGUAAGAAAUAGUGGUUUCUUAAUCAGACAUGGAAAAUACUAAAUAAUAAACCAAUUUAUCAAAUGUCCUGUUAAAAAGAAGGAUUGUGACUACAUUAAUUAAUAAAUACAUUUCUCUAUGUUGAAUACCAAUUGGAAGAAGCACAAAAGACGACAAGGACAUAGAAUGUAUUCCAGGUUUGGGAAUUCAAAGUCCAUCACUAAGAAGUUACUCAGCUGAAUAAUUACUAAUCAAAUCCUAAAAGACUGGGCUUGAAAUCAAUGGAAUGGAAGCCAAAAAGUUGGUAAAAGCUGUUUCACCUUUCCUUUGUUGAAUAAUCUGUCUCAGAUGUGUCUGUGCCUCUGUCCAAGAAGGUAUUGAUAGGAUUCACACAGCUUGGUCUUCGUGAAGAUGAAGACUCACCUUCACAUCAAAAAUACCAUCCACUGUGUUCUGUUGCGUUAGCAGCUUGCUUACUAGAAUAUAUUCAGAACAAAUCUACCAUUUUAAAACCUGGCCUCCAUAAGAUAUGGAUGGACUGGUAGGAAUUGACAGAAAUAAGUACCUGGUGCCAUCCAGCAAUGACAAAACAGUUUGGCAUUAUCAGAUUGGUUGGAAUUUAAUGCAGCCUCGAAAAUUUAACACUUCAGGAUCAUAACCUUAUAAACGUAAUACAAAUUAUGACUAUUUUC